Messenger RNA from Labeo rohita (rohu), 5242 nucleotides. RefSeq names its product elastin a (gene elna). Gene Ontology annotation, molecular function: extracellular matrix structural constituent. The transcript is spliced from 52 exons. The coding region runs from base 299 to 3193 and encodes 964 amino acids. Lineage: Eukaryota; Metazoa; Chordata; Actinopteri; Cypriniformes; Cyprinidae. The record is from RefSeq and is a predicted model, not a curated record.
UCCUCCCUGCAUGUCUCUUUCUAUUUCUCUCUCUCUCACUCUCUUUCUUUCUCUGGCAGCACUCAACUUUUUUGGCAGGAGUGACCAGAAUAAAAACAGCAACACCAGACAUAGAAGAGAAAAAAGUGCAGUGAUCCAUCGAACCAAAGGCUUUGCCCUUUCCUAAUUACGUCGUGUCCAGUAUCAUUUUCUUUUUUUCCUCCCCUCUUCAUUUUUUUGAGACAUUUUUGAAGUGGUAAUUAGCUCCUGGAGAAUAAAACCAGCUGAUUCGGGGAGGGCCAGUGCAUUUUGGGGCGAGAUGGCUAACAGGAGGGUUGCGUUGCUCCUUCUCGGAUUCUUCCUCACCCUACAGCUGAGUCCUUCGCUGCAAGGAGGGGUGUAUGUACCACCGGGUUCAGCUGGAGUGGGACCAGGAGGCGCUGGAUUGCUACCAGGCGCGGGACUUUACCCAGGUGCUGGGACAUCCCCAUACAAACCAGCAAAACCAGCAGCAGGAGGAUAUGGAGGUGUUGUCGGGACUCAGACAGGAGCCUUAGGGGCUGGAGGUUACGGAGCUGGAGCUGGUGGAAAACCUCCUAAACCAGGUGGUUAUGGGGGCUAUGGUGCAUAUGGUGGUGCUGGAAGAUUUUACCCAGUGGCUGGAGGUCUGAAACCGGCUAAAUCAGGCACUGGGCUAGCUGGAGGAGGUCUUCCUGGAGGAGUUCUGCCUGGUGGAGGUCUGCCUGGAGGUGCCGGUGGAAAGCCUGCUAAAGGAGGGCCAGGUGUAGGAGGAACUGGUCCUGGUACCGGUCUCCCAGGCCUUGGCAUUCCUCAAACCGGUGUACAGGGACUGGGCCCUGGUGGGGUUGGACCUGGGGGCAAGGCAGCGAAGGCCGGAAAAGCUCCAGUGCCAGGAGUGGGAGUGCCUGGACUUGUUCCUGGACAAGGCUUCAAUGGGCGGGGUGUUCUUCCUGGUGUAGCCACAGGAACUGGACUCAAACCUAAAUCAGCUGCUGGUGGAGGGCAGGGUCUGGUACCAGGUGGUGGUGGCCGUGGAUAUGGACCACUGCAACAAGGAGUAUUUCACGGAUACCCUCUCAAAUCUCCCAAAGCCCCAGGUGCUGGGUUGCCCUACACUGGCGGUAAACUUCCUUACGGUUAUGGUGGUUUUGGUGGAGGCGCUGGACUACCUGGUGGGAAAGGAGGAGCUGGCUCCAAGCCAGGUUAUCCAACAGGCACUGGUGUGGGGACUUUGGGUGUUUCUGCUGCACAGGCCAAAGCUGCUAAAUAUGGUACUGGCGCUGGUUUAGGAGGGGCUGGAGCUUUUCCGGGUGGUGCUGGUGGACUUUACCCUGGUGCAGGAGCUGGUUUAGGUGGUGUUGGAGCAGGUGGUGCUGGUGGAGUUUACCCAGGGGCAGGAGCAGGUACGGGUGUUCUUACACCAGCUCAAGCUAAAGCAGCUAAAUAUGGUGCUGGUCCUGGUGUUACUGGAAUUGGUGGUGUACCAGGCGCAGGUGGACUCUUUCCUGGGGCAGGGGGUGCUGGUGCGCUCUCCCCUGCUCAGGCAAAAGCUGCUAAAUAUGGUGCAGGAGUACUUCCUGGUGGGGCUGGGAUUUUGCCAGGAACUGGUGGGGUCUAUCCUGCAACGGGAGGUCUUACUCCUGCUCAAGCCAAAGCAGCUAAAUACGGUUUGGGUGUUGUACCUGGUGUUGGAGGACUGUACCCUGGAGCUGGAGGUGCACCAGUUGGUGGAGUAGUGGGGGGAGCUGGGGGAAUUCCUGGAACAGCACCAGGGGCUGGAGUGUAUCCAGGUGGAGUGAAGCCCCCUAAAUAUGGAGGAGCGGGAGGGGCCGGCGUUGUCCCGGGCUACGGUUCUGUUGCUGGGAUCGGAGCAGUUCCUGGAGCUGUGCCUGGGGUUGGAGGGCUAGGAGCUGGUGCCAAACCUCCUAAAUAUGGAGUGCCUGGAGGAACAGGUUUGGGAGUCCCUGGAGGAGUACCAGGAGGAGUUCCAGGAGGAGUACCAGGAGGAGUACCAGGAGGAGUACCAAUAACUGGAGCAGGAGGAUACCCUGCUGGUGCCAAGGCACUUAAAUACGGUUUGGGUGCUGGUGGUGUUUUACCAGGAGGGACUGGUGUUGUGCCUGGACUCCAGAUACCAGGUUUGGGUGGAACUGGUGGAGUCCCAGGUGGAGUUGGAAUAGGAACUGGAUAUGGAGGAUAUGGGACUGGGGUAAAACCACCUAAAUACGGUGUUCCAGGUGGAGUGCCAGGUGCAGUUCCAGGAGGGGUACCAGGUGGACUACCUGGUGGAGUACCUGGAGGGUAUCCAGCAGGAGUUAAACCUCCAAAAUAUGGAGUUGCGGGAGGUGCAGGUACAGUACCUGGUGCAGCAGGAGCACCACUGCCUGGAACUGGGACAGGACUGGUACCAGGAGCUGGAGUUGGAGGAUAUCCUGGUGGAGUCAAACCUCCUAAAACUGGAGCUGGGAUCACUGGAACUGGUAUAGCAGCUCCUGGUGCAACACCUGGUGGUGACGUGGUGGUUGUACCGGGUGGCACGGGCAUUGGUGUCCCCGGUGGUACUGGUCUGCCCAUUGCACCAAGUGGAAAACCAGCAAAGCUUCCAACCCUUGCUCCUGCAGGAACUCCUGUACCAGGACCGACGGCUAUUGUAGCAACUGGCAAGGCCCCUGAGCCCAGUGGUGAGCAAAGAGUGCCUAGUGCUGGUGUCUCUAAACCUGGAGCUGGUCUCGGUGGGGUUUACCCAUAUGGAUAUGGUCAAUAUCCUGGUAGCACUGGUGUAUCUGGAAUCGGAACUGGUGUGUUACCUGGAGCCAAACCUCUGAAAGCCCCCGGUGUUGGAGGAGCAGGCGGUGUCGCAGGUGUAGGGGGAGUUGGAGGGGCAGGGGCUGUUCCUGGACUCGUACCUGGAGCAGGUGGAGGCUUUCCAGCAGGUGUCGGUGUGGGAGCUGGUGCUAAACCACCUAAACCAGGCUACGGCUCUUUGGGUACAGGAUACGCACAGCCAGGUGGUGUAGUUCCAGGAGGAUAUGGAGGAUAUCCACAGGCAUAUCCAGGGGGAUACGGAGCAGGACUGACACCGCAACAAGCCAAAGCAGCCAAAUACGGAGGUGGACUGACGGGAUUCCUGGGAGCAGGUUAUCGAGGUGCAGCCGGCUGCCAAGGAAAAUACUGCGGGAGGAGAAGAAAGUAAAGGAUCUCUUGAGAUGUGAAGUGACCUCAAGAAACAUGGUGCUACUGCAUGCUCUAGAAUGUACUUUUGAUACUCAAACAAACAAUCCCAACAUGCCCAAGUGUUACGUUUUGUACUGAUAGUAAAUAUCCGAAAGAAAUCCAAAUCCAGAUCCCCCAAACGUCUAGUGUUUUGUGAAAAUAAUUCCAAUCCUAAUGGCACAUUCCAUCACGUUACUGUUUCCUAGUGGAGGGUCGCAUAUAACCGGGUUGAUUAGCUGGCAAUGCUGUUGCGUAACUGUAAACGUUUUAACCACAGACCUCUUAUUUGUGGACGUUUCCGAGACCACCCGAAGCUCUUUUGCUCAGUCGCAGUCACGAUCUCGCACUCUAGACUCUCAAAGUAACGGCAUUUCUUCUUCAUUUAUCUUCUGGCACGUCGGCGGUGCAGGUUUAGAGUGAGCGAAAGCGUCCUGUCAAACUGCUGAUUAAACUCUGGGUUGAAAUACUUCACGUCUGGCUGUGCUUCAGCUCAGGGGUUUACCUGUUAUUUUUACCUUUCAGCAGCUUUCUGCGCAGAUGGGCCUUACGCUUACAGUCCUUUAUGGGUGACUCUCACAAACACACACGAAAAGAAAUUGUAUUUUGCAUAAAGAAAGUUAGGCCUGUUUUAGGAGCGCACAUUCUCUUACAGUUCGACACAUUUUCCUCCAAAAUUUGAAUGCGUUUUUUAAUCAUUUGUAAUUAUUAGUUAUUAAAUAUUUUAUUCUCAUUACUGUAAUACAACAUGUUGCAAAAAAGCGUUCCAUGAUGUAAAAAUAACUUUGUAGCGAAUUUAUUGUCAUUGAUAACAUUAUUUUAAUUUUCUUCAUGAACCGUGAUCAUGUUUUUGACAGGUUUUGUGAGAUUCACCCCCUCUAGAUGAUUUAGGCUUUCAUGAAGCAUCAGUGAGUGUCUUCGGUUUGAAUCUGAUCUCCGGAUUUGAGACGUUUGAUAAAUUGUGCUUUUGUAAAUGCAUAUUCCAGGCAUCGAAAUACAUGUUACGCUAAGAGAGCUUUGUGGAUGGCUGAACGUCGACUAACAGACCCCCGACAGCGACGGCUCGAUCGCAGCAUUCAUUCUCGCAUACCGUGUGAAGUAUGAAGAGCUUUGCUCUGAUUAUGCUAAGAACAAGCAGAAGUGAAUGACAGCUUAUGUCUCAUAUCAAUCAUCUGUUCUGGUAUCUGUCCGGUGAAGGGAACAAACUGAAAGUAACUCUGUAAAAUAGUAAUCAUAGUUCUGACUUGUACAUUAUGUAUGUUUAAACCUGGAAGAUUCAAAGAUGUGCUUAUGUUUUUCCCUGGACCCGGGGAAACAGGUGCUUCCAUCAUUUGACCAAGAAUGUGUUUCUUUAAUCGCUGUGUAUUCACAUAGAGUUAGUUUAUAUAUAUAUAUAUAUAUAUAUAUGUAUACAUAUAAAAUAUAUAUAUCAUACGCUUACAGUAGGUUGGAUCAUUUAACAACAGGUUACGUUGCCGUACGUUGUUUGUUUUGCACCAUUUGAACUUGACAUGUUGAGCAAUUAUCGAGUUUGUACACAUCAUAUGACAAUAACUUCUUUGCUUUAAAUAGCUUCUGCAUUGUAGUCACUGUGGAACUUGCAAAACUGUGUGUGAUAUUUUAAGAUGUGAGUGUCUGUCUAUGUGUGUGCGUGUGUGUGCGUGUCCGUGUAGGCGAUGUAUGUAAAUCCCCUCAAUGUGUGUGUGUGUGUGUGUGUCCGUCUGUCCCAAAAGCCUCACUAGCCAAUGUAUUAUCGAACAUAUAAUGUGUCAGUUUUUGCUAUACUUGGUUGAUACUGUUUUUCGAUCCAUCUGGAGAGACACUUUAUCAUGUAUUAAUGUACCUGGUGCUGUAUUUGACCUGCCUGUGAGCCCUACCAGGUCUUCUCUAUUGUGCCGUGGGAUUUCCAUCUUAUUUAAAUAAAGGGGCGGGGCUGUUGCACUUUUUCCACAACCUAUAUUCCGACUAGUUCCCGGAAAUCCCGGCAUUUUACCUGCUCUAGUGAAAAAUGAAAUAAAAUAUUUUAAAUAAA